AUGAAUUCUCUGAGAGCUUUGAGAAACAGUAGCAUUAGAGAAGCUUUAAACCCAACAAAGGUAUCAUCUUUGUGUCCCCUUUACUCUUACAAUCAGAGGAGAUGGCUAAAGCCUGUAGAUUCAGCGCAGACUAGGUUAGAGAAUCGAACGAGAGACAAUCGAUUAGACAAACUCGUCGCUCAGAUUAGGAAAGUAAACAUCGUUCUCGAGAUCUCGAAGCUCAUGUCUCGCAAAAAGCGUGGACCUUUCGUGUCUCUGCAGUUGCUAUCUCGGUGGAAGAAUCUCGUCGGUUUGAAUAACGUAAGCACCGGAGCUUUCGUGGGUAAGUAUCCUCACGCUUUCGAGAUCUUCACUCAUCCUUGUAGGAGGAAUCUCUGUUGUAAGGUCACUGAGAAGUUGAAAGAAUUGAUUUUUGAGGAAGAGAAUGUGAUCAGAGAGUGUGAAUUGGAUGCUGUGAGGAGGAUCAAGAAGCUCUUGUUGUUGUCAAGAAACGGUGUGAUUCGUGUUCAUGCUUUGAGGUUGAUUAGAAAGGAAUUAGGAUUGCCUGAGGAUUUUCGAGAUUCGGUUUUAGCUAAGUACACUUCAGAUUUCAGGUUAGUUGAUUUGGAGACAUUGGAGUUAGUUAGUGGAGAUGGUGAUGGUGAUGAUGAGAGUUUGUGUGUGGCAAAAGUGGAAGAGUGGAGAGAAGUUGAGUACAGAGAGAAAUGGUUGAGUGAGUUCGAGACGAAGUACGCGUUUCCGAUCAAUCUUCCGACGGGGUUCAAGAUCGAGAGAGGGUUUAGAGAAGAGUUAAAGAACUGGCAGAGGAUUGCUUAUGUGAAGCCUUACGAGAGAAAGGAGAUUUCUCGAGGGCUAGAGAGGUUUGAGAAGCGGGUUGUUGCGGUUGUCCACGAGCUUCUGAGCUUGACGGUUGAGAAAAUGGUUGAGGUUGAGAGAUUGGCUCAUUUUCGAAAGGAUCUUGGCAUCGAAGUGAAUGUGAGGGAGGUUUUGUUGAAGCAUCCGGGGAUUUUCUACGUGUCGACGAAGGGAAGUACACAGACUUUGUUUCUUAGAGAAGCUUAUAGCAAAGGAUGUUUGAUUGAGACGAAUCCGGUAUAUGAUGUUCGGAGGAAAAUGAUGGAUCUUGUGUUGUUGAAGAACCGUCAUUCUAGAGAGCUGUUGUUAGAAACUCGGGAAUUGGAGAGACAUGUUGUGGUUCGGUUUGAUGAAGAUUGGGAAGGGGAGAGAGAUGGAGAUUGGGUUUUGCCAAUUCUUGAGAAAACAGAUUGA
Molecule: messenger RNA, 1269 nt
Organism: Microthlaspi erraticum
Lineage: Eukaryota; Viridiplantae; Streptophyta; Magnoliopsida; Brassicales; Brassicaceae
Source: the annotation of a GenBank genome assembly